AUGGAGAAAGCCUCAAGCAGCAAUGACUAUUCUGCUGCACAGCCGGAGCUAUCUGCGACGCGGGAAGAUGAUGUCACAAGGCCUCAAGCAAAAAAGCAUCAUUCAUUCUACCUGUCGAUAUUGAUGUUAACCAUGAUCGCUCUAAUCGUGGCUUGGGAUGCGACAGCCCUAUCUUUGGCUUUGCCCGUCAUUGCCGAACAGCUGCAUGCAACAAAUUUCCAGUCUUUUUGGGCCAGCAUAGCCUUUAUCCUCGGCAUAGCCGUCACUCAGCCCAUCUAUGCCAGUAUCUCAGAUGUUGUGGGCCGUAAACCUACUCUCUACGCUUCUGUCAUACUCUUUGGCAUUGGCUCCGUUGUCUUUGCUACCGCCAAAGAUAUGAACAUUGUUGUUGCCGGCCGACUAAUCAAAGGUCUGGGUGCUGGCGGACUAGACGUCUUACAAUCUAUCAUCCUCUGCGACAUUACAACCAUGAAGGAGCGGCCACGCUGGCUGGGCGUCAUGUCCAUGGCAAAUGCGGUAGGAGCUGUGACUGGGCCAUUCAUUGGAGGUGUAUUUGCCCAACAUAUUGGGUGGCCAUGGCUUGGCUGGAUAAAUCUGGUUGUAGUGGGCAUCACUGGUGUGUUGACCUUCUUCUUUCUCCACUUGACGCCUAUCGAGGGUAACCUCAUGGAGAAUAUGCGUAAACUUGACUGGUGUGGAUUCGCCCUUUUCACAAUUAUUGGGACAACGAUAGCACUGCCACUGAGUUGGGCCACGACACUGUAUCCUUGGGGAUCCUGGCAGACCCUCGUUCCGCUCCUGACGGGAUUGCUCCUGCUUAUUCCGUUUGGAUUCAUUGAGAGAAGGUCGGCAGCGCCUAUGAUUCCAUACCAAGCCGCGAAGAACAUCUCCAUUAUCGCGGGGUGUAUGGGCGGCUUUGUCUACGGCUCAUUACUGAACUCUAUACUCCUUUAUCUCCCGCUGUUUUAUCAGGCGGUGUACCUCGAAACCCCUCUCGAAGCCGCCAAGUCAACUCUACCUCUCUGUUGCCUAGUCGUCGCGAUGAGCAUCAUUGUCUCUGUGUUGAUUGAUCGGAUUCGCAAAUAUCGUCUUGCAUUGUGGACCGGCUGGACCCUUACAACCAUAUUCCUGGGCCUGAGCUACACAAUAGGCGCUGAAAGCAGUAGAGCUCACGCUUAUGCCUUUCAAGCUUUACUUGGAGCUGGUCUUGGCAUAUCUAUGAUGGCGGGACUGAUAGCAGUCCUUGCAAACGUGGAAAAGGUUGAUGACGAAGGACAGGUUGUAGGGAUGCUUGUCACAGCGCGUUUCUUAGGCUCAUUGAUAGGCUUGACUAUCUGUUCAACUGUCUUCAGCUCCAUGUUUCACAAAAGUCUCUCUUCGCUCAAGACUCUACCUGAGCAAGUUGCCGUAUUGGAGGAUGCCAGCCAAGCUGUAGGUUUCAUACCACGGCUCAGGGAGAUUCAAGUGCCAGAGGACAUCAUGCAUCGCGUGAUAGGGGCGUACGAAGAUGCUUUUCAAACUAUCUGGGUGGUAUUGGCGGCUCUUGCAGCGCUGGGAGUGCUGGCGGCGCUUUGCAUGAAAGAGCGAUCUCUGGAGAAAGAGGAUACUGGUCGGCAAGGAUUCAAAGCACCGUCUUCAGAGUAA
Alternaria rosae is the source of this 1644-nucleotide messenger RNA. Its product is annotated as major facilitator superfamily domain-containing protein. Gene Ontology annotation, molecular function: transmembrane transporter activity. Lineage: Eukaryota; Fungi; Ascomycota; Dothideomycetes; Pleosporales; Pleosporaceae. The transcript is spliced from 2 exons. Gene Ontology annotation, biological process: transmembrane transport. The coding region runs from base 1 to 1644 and encodes 547 amino acids. The record is from RefSeq and is a predicted model, not a curated record.